AUGUACAAAUUCACCCCAACAUCCAUUUUCAGUAUAUUCAACUUUAAUGUGGUGCCUAGCACGCUUCCCAAGCCUCGCCCACCUUCAAACGACAACAAGCCAUUUUUACAAAAUCAGCAACAAGAUUUGCCACCUGCCGUUCCUUCAGAUGACCCGUUCUACAUUUUUGACGCACCGCGUUGGCACGACUUUUCUGUAAAUGACUCGAAUGAUAACGCGGACGCUUGGUUCGACACACACCAGGACACUCCAGUAAAGAACACCGUUGCCGGAUCUUUCCCACACGAAAUUGUAGAAGAAACACCAUGCAAAAGAAAACGUGCAAUUGUAGAAGAAUCAUCCGAAACACCAUGCAAAAGAAAACGUGCAAUUGUAGAAGAAUCAUCCGAAACACCAUGCAAAAGAAAACGGGAAAUUGAAGAAGAAUCACCUGAAACACCAAGUAAAAGAAAACAGGGGAUUGUAAAAGAAUCAUCUGAAACACCAAGCAAAAGAAAAUGCGAAAUUGCAGAAGAACUCAACGAAUCGGAGACAUCAAUCUACAACGAGAUACUCAACCCACACAGAGUACCUAUCCGAUUCGCGCUUCAUUCGCCAACAAAGGUUAUUAUGUUAUUGGUUCCUGGCGCUGGAAUUAUGCCGAAACCUGUGGAACGUAACCCAAAGAAGAAACGCAAAGUAUCACGUGCCUCCAGAAAAUAA
Ambispora gerdemannii is the source of this 702-nucleotide messenger RNA. NCBI's taxonomy places the organism in Eukaryota, Fungi, Glomeromycota, Glomeromycetes, Archaeosporales, Ambisporaceae. The record is from the annotation of a GenBank genome assembly.